Oreochromis aureus is the source of this 657-nucleotide messenger RNA. RefSeq names its product hemoglobin subunit beta-like. The transcript has 4 exons. NCBI's taxonomy places the organism in Eukaryota, Metazoa, Chordata, Actinopteri, Cichliformes, Cichlidae. Gene Ontology annotation, molecular function: peroxidase activity; haptoglobin binding; oxygen binding. The record is from RefSeq and is a predicted model, not a curated record. Bases 30 to 473 code for a protein of 147 amino acids. Gene Ontology annotation, biological process: hydrogen peroxide catabolic process; oxygen transport. Gene Ontology annotation, cellular component: haptoglobin-hemoglobin complex; hemoglobin complex; blood microparticle.
AGGACAAGUGAAAAACUCAACAAGACAAAAUGGUUGUGUGGACAGACUUCGAGCGCACCACGAUCCAGGACAUCUUCUCCAAGAUCAACUAUGCGGUCGUUGGACAAGCAGCUUUUUCCAGGUGUCUGAUUGUGUACCCCUGGACUCAGAGGUAUUUCGGUGGAUUUGGAAACCUCUACAAUGCUGCUGCCAUCACAUCAAACCCAAGGGUUGCGUCUCAUGGAAAAGUUAUCAUGGAAGCUCUGGAAAAAGCUGUGAAGGACAUGGACAACAUCAAGGCCACAUAUGCAGAGCUGAGCGCGCUGCACUCUGAGAAACUGCAGGUGGACCCUGACAAUUUCAUGCUCCUGGGUGACUGCCUGACCAUUGUGGUUGCUUCCCAGUUGGGUAAAGCCUUCACUGCUGAGGUCCACGCGGCUUUUCAGAAGUUCCUGGCAGUGGUGGUGUCCUCCCUCAGAAAGCAGUACUACUAGAGAGCUACAGAGAACCGUCACAUACUCGGUUGUUAAACUGUACCUCAAAAUGAUGUUAAUAAAUAAGAUAUAUGAAGCAUAUACCUCAAGUUGUUUGUUUUAUUUCUUUUUUCAUAAUAGGACCGUCACAUACUCUGUUUUUUUAAUCAUGUCUUAGGAGGCUUAAAUCAAUAAAAUAACGAGC